This is a messenger RNA of Saccostrea echinata, 1593 nucleotides long. RefSeq lists its product as uncharacterized. Gene Ontology annotation, biological process: negative regulation of translation; protein polyubiquitination; proteasome-mediated ubiquitin-dependent protein catabolic process. The record is from RefSeq and is a predicted model, not a curated record. Bases 1 to 1593 code for a protein of 530 amino acids. Lineage: Eukaryota; Metazoa; Mollusca; Bivalvia; Ostreida; Ostreidae. Gene Ontology annotation, molecular function: ubiquitin protein ligase activity; zinc ion binding; translation repressor activity. The transcript has 3 exons.
AUGGAUCCAUACAUCCGUGCUCAGGAGUUGAUACAAUGUGACCUAUGUAAGACUGAAAUGGUACAAAUUCACUGCGAUACUUGCCAUGUUAAACUGUGCAAUACCUGUAUUGGAGAACACAUGACAGCCAAUGAUUCCACGAAAAAACACGAGAUUGUUAGAUUCAUAUUUCGAAAAUCAAUUCCAAUUUUUCCACAAUGUUCCUUUCAUGACAAAGAAAAAUGUGAAAUGUACUGUAAACAAUGUGAAGUUCCUGUCUGCAUCACUUGCAUUGCAUCUGAACAACAUUCCAUUUUGGAUGAAAGGAAAGAAAAGAUAAUCAAAGAACGAAAAGAACUAUGUGAUACAAUACUUCCAACCUACGUCGACAUUGCAUCCAAAGUAGAAAAUAUGAUAGAGCAGUUAGAAAAGGAAUAUGAAGAUCUCUCAAUAACCAUAACAAAACAUGGGACUAUGAAGAAACAUUUAGAUGAAAUAAAGGAGAAAAUUUGUGACAUAAAGGAUGGAAUUAAAUCAAUUGAUGUUGAAACAGACUCCCAGGACAUUUCAAAAUUUUUUAAUAUAAAAUUUGAUGUACUAACAUUUAGAAAACUUCCACUAAAAGUUAUCCCACAUUUACCAAAAUUCACUCCAGGGACAGCUAAAGAAGAGGAUUUUUGUAACCUGUUCCGAACUUUAUCAUCAGGUAAAUUUACAUUCGAAGAACAUGGCUACAGUAUAAAAACAACAGAGAAACCAUCCAAAGCUCGAUCCUCUCCUCCAAGCAAACAGCUGCUUGAUGAACCAGAGAUCAUCAAUACCAUACACACCGAAUAUGAAACAUUUCUAAACAAUGUGGCCUGUGUGCGUGAUGAAGAAAUUUGGACUAGUGGAAUUGAAAGCAUGAAACUAUUCAGCAUCAGUCAGGGCUCUCUACUCAAAACCAUCAAAACCAAGACAGGGUACAUUCCCAGUGACAUAGCAGUAACAAAACAUGGACAUCUUAUUUAUUCUGAUCAUAGAGACAGAACUGUUAACAUUGUAAAAAAUGAAGAGAUUGAAACUUUGAUCAGACUACAGAACUGGAUUCCUCGCAAUAUCUGCAGUACUUCCUGUGGUGAUCUUCUGGUUGUUAUGAACAGAAAUGUCCAAGAAUCAAAGGUUGUCCGCUACUCUGGUUCCAUAGAGAAACAAACAAUUCAGUUUGAUUAUAAAGGUAAACCUCUCUUUUCAUCCCAUAAUACUAAAUACAUUCAUGAGAACAAGAACCUGGAUAUUUGUGUGGCUGACUUUACUGCUGGAGAAGUAGUGGUUGUCAGUCAGGCCGGGAAAUUGAGAUUCAGGUAUACUGGACAUAUUUCUACACUGAAUAAACAAUCGUUCAGACUAAGAGGAAUUACCACAGACAGUCAGAGUUUUAUACUUAUAGCUGAUUUUAACAAUGAAUGUGUACACAUCAUUGAUCAGGAUGGUCAGUUCCUCUCAUGCAUAUACUGUGGUCUGCGUAAGCCCUUGGGCUUGUGUAUAGAUACAAAUGACUAUUUAUUUGUUGCUCAAUGGGAAAACAGACAGGUGAAGAAAAUCAAAUAUCUCAGUGAAAAACAACCAGAGUGA